Molecule: messenger RNA, 1126 nt
Organism: Rhopalosiphum maidis (corn leaf aphid)
Lineage: Eukaryota; Metazoa; Arthropoda; Insecta; Hemiptera; Aphididae
Exons: 2
Coding region: 134-658 (174 amino acids)
Source: RefSeq, a predicted model, not a curated record
GAGCAUGCGGUAGUUGGUGAUUAUAAAAAAGACGACGUUCUUCGCCGGUUAAUAACAGUUUGCAAACGGCCGUACAGUUAAUUAAGACCAGCAGUUCAAUAGUCUAUCUAAUUUCGCACACAACAAUAAUAAUAUGAUGUUCAACAAAUUUUCUGUAUUCGCCUUGUUGGCCGUCACUCUACUGGCCGUUUCGGUCAUCGGACAUCCGACCACUGAAGCCUCGGCCGAGAACGGCGACAAGAUCGAGGAAACCGGAACGACGGUGAAAAGCGGCAUCCACAGUUGGCUGAAGAAAGUCCAAGCGAAAAUCGUCAAAUCCCACGACAACUGUACUCACGGCGGCGGCGUCAUACAUUGGGUGAAGAACAAACUGGGAUUCGCGAAAACCACCACUACCACCGAGACGCCGACGACGACCGCGGAAACCGAUUAUUCGGGUUACCAUCCGGUAACCUCGGUGGUGGGCGGUGCACCCCAAGGAGAAACGGAAGAAGGCUACGGCGGCGACGACAUCACGAUAUUGGACGACGCCGCGUCGGUGAAUCCCGGCGACGUCAGCGACAACGAAUCGGCCAGUGUGGAUACGACAUCGUCGAUAACCGAAAACUCCAGCUACUCAGAGGAUCCUUCCAUCGACGUCCGCAUGCAGAGUUCUUAAACGGACCAUCUGAUCGGUUACUAUGGUAGUGUGGUUUUGUCUUCGACGAGCUUCGCUCAACAAUAUUCAGAUUUGUAAUUGUUUUUGUACACUUUUACAUUUUUAUACGAACAAAAAGUUCCACUAUAUUCUAUAAGUUAUUUUUUUAUCGACAAUUAUAAUUAUUGACGAGUGUUGCGUACUGUAACCAUGUCGUUUGUGCUAAUCGCCAUUAUGUCUACGGACAUAAUAAUACGUCCGUGUAAUUUUGUGCACAUAAGAUAAUUUAAUAUAUUUCGAUAAGUUUACGUAUACAAACAUUAAAAUAUUAUUACUAAACACUAUAUUAUCAUUGUAAUUAUAAUUAAUAUUACACAUUAUUAUUAUUAUUAUUAUUAUUAUUAUUAUUAUUAUUAUUAUUAUUAUUAUUUAUACUAUUAUUAUUAAAACAAUGUAUGAUGUAAUUUAAUAAAUGGCUGUUGCGACUUA